This is a messenger RNA of Trametes versicolor FP-101664 SS1, 594 nucleotides long. RefSeq lists its product as uncharacterized. NCBI's taxonomy places the organism in Eukaryota, Fungi, Basidiomycota, Agaricomycetes, Polyporales, Polyporaceae. The coding region runs from base 1 to 594 and encodes 197 amino acids. Gene Ontology annotation, molecular function: protein heterodimerization activity. The transcript is spliced from 4 exons. Gene Ontology annotation, cellular component: nucleus; CHRAC. The record is from RefSeq and is a predicted model, not a curated record.
AUGGACACGGAAGAGCCGGCCCAGGAGGCUGCAGAGGUGCCCGAGGUCGCAUUGGCAGAGAAACGCGCAGAAGCUGCACCAGCGAAAGCAAAGAAAGCGAAAGCCCCCGAGACACUCAUCACGCGAGAACCGGGGAAGUCGGUGCUGCCCUUCUCCAGGGUGCAGAAGAUUCUGAAGGCGGACAAGGAUCUGUGCAUGGUACAGCGCGAGGCUGCGUUUCUCAUCUCGCUGGCGACGGAGGACUUCGUCGCGCGGUUUACGGAGGCGAUUCAGCGGAGUGCGGGGAGGGAGGGGCGCGCGACGGUGCAGGGGAAGGAUGUUAUUACCACGGUGAGGAGGGCAGAAGAGUUCGCGUUUCUCGAAGAGCUAUUUCCUUGGUCGUCGCUGGAGGCCCCGGCCAAACGAAAACCGAAGGCUCUGCAAGAGAAGGAGAAGGGGACACAUGGACCCACGAUGCUCGACCAAUUCGUCUCUAAACCCACCAGAGACGAUGGUGAAGGCACAGACGAAGAGGACGUCCCUUUGAGGAUGAAUAUCGUCACGAACGAGGACGGGACGCUGUCGAUGGGUCCCGCGGAGUCGGAGCCUUCAUGA